UCUCGAAUUCUGUCACACUCGCCGUUUCAAUUAAAAUCAAGAUGGCAUCCGAGUUCGAGUACGAGUCCGUUCUGUGUGUGAAACCAGACGUCAAUGUGUACCGAAUUCCGCCGCGGGCCUCGAACCGUGGCUACAGGGCAGCUGAUUGGAAGCUGGACACGCCUGACUGGACCGGGCGCAUGCGGGUGACCGCCAAGGGGAAGGUUGCGUACAUCAAACUGGAGGACAAGAUCUCUGGAGAGCUGUUUGCACAGGCACCAGUAGAGGAAUACCCAGGCAUUGCCGUGGAGACAGUGAGCGACUCCAGCCGUUACUUCGUCAUUCGCAUACAGGAUGACAAUGGUCGAAGUGCAUUUAUUGGCGUUGGGUUUGGAGACAGAGGCGAUUCUUUUGAUUUUAACGUAGCCCUGCAGGACCACUUCAAGUGGGUGAAGCAGGACAAUGAAAUCAGCAAACAGUCUCAGGCCCCUGAUUCUACACCAAAGCUGGAUUUAGGAUUUAAAGAGGGCCAGACCAUUACCCUCAAUAUUGGGCAAACCAAGAAGAAGGAGAAGCCCCGCCCCCAGGGCACAGGUGGCUUUGGGCUUCUUCCUCCUCCACCUGGUGGCAAGAUAGCCCCGCCACCUUCCUCUGUCUCUUCAAAUCACAACACACAGUCAGUCACUGGAAGUGGGAACACUGGCUGUUUAUUAGAGCUCGACAGCAAUAACUCCAACUCUCUGAUCCAGUCCAAUCCAAGCUCUGAUCUCUGGGGGGAUUUCUCCACUCCUGCAAGUUCACAGCAGCCAGCUCAGCAGGCUUCCACUACAAAUUGGGUCCAGUUCUGAGUCUUCUCCUGUCUCCUCCUCCUCAAGAACUCCCUUCGUCUUGAUGUCUUGGGUUAGCCCAGCAUUUGUCAUUCACAUGUAGAAAAAUCCAUAUCUGAUAUCCGUCGUACUCUUUGAAUCCUGAGGGGCCAAGCCCAAGAAUGAUGGAGCAUGGACAGAAUAAUAUGCAAAUAGUUAAAUCAGUCUUUCCCACCCUGUAAUGGUGCUACAUGGAAAAUGAAACUAUAUACAGUAAUAAUGGAAUAAAUUAUUAGACAGUAAUACAGGAUAUAGCAAAGAAGUGUGGUGGUGAAUGGUGGGAGAUUUUUUUUUUUCUUUUUCUUUUUCAAGAGCUCUAAAUAUUUCUAGUUGUAAUAUCAAUGCAGUAUGAGUUGCCUACGUUAAAAGCACUGAUAAAUUAUUUUUGACCAAAUUUGCACAUAGGCAGCAGAGUACAGUGACGGUAUAUGAAUUGGAAACAUGCCUUGAGAAGGUGUUGGUUUUGUACUCUUGAGAAAAGCACUUGAAUGUUAAUUUGCAUAAUCAGAUAUCAAUUCAAAAAUCUGCAUUAUGUGAUUUUAAAACGCAUGUGUUUACUUUGGUUUGGGGUGGCUGCUAAAUAGGUUUAAUUAAAACAAGGUUGUGGUUUUGCACACUCACAUACAAUGCUAAGUUAUUGUUUUUUUUUUUUUUUUUUUUUUGUAAAAGUUUAUGUAUACAGAAGACUGAAGCUCUGCAAAGCAUAUAUAGUAUGGACAGUUUGGUCUUCAAAUAAGUUUCAGAAGAACUGCAACAGGCUUAUUUUAUGAUAUUACGUACAAGUUAUUGCAUAUUUAUACUUGUAAAUGCUUUUAUCGGUUUACCCAAUGAUCCAUACAGUGUUGUUUAAUAGAGUAUUUUUCUGUCCUAGCUUGUAUUGCUGUGGAGCAUAGUUCCUGUGGGGGAGGCCUAUUUAGUGUUGUACUGUAUUUUUAUUUAUUUAUUUUUUUGCACAGUAAGUUGUUAAGGUUGCUAAGUGUUUAUUGUCUCAUACAUACACAAAACAUGCACUUCAAAGGAGGGAACACUGGUUUCAUUAACUACACUAACUAGAUACUCUACUCUGUCCACAGAAGUCAGAAAUGUAGUGUAUAAGGUCAACAUUCUGCAAUCUUGUUGUACAGCACAUUAUACACUUUGUCCGUGUGUCUCUAGUGUCCUUUCAGACAUACUGUAUAUGUAAAUACACUGUACUGAAUGAUAUGGUAAUGACCAUGCUGAAAAUUAAAAAUCAAAGUGG
Scleropages formosus (Asian bonytongue) is the source of this 2085-nucleotide messenger RNA. It is a transcript of the gene necap1, whose product is annotated as NECAP endocytosis associated 1. Gene Ontology annotation, cellular component: membrane; clathrin vesicle coat. The record is from RefSeq and is a predicted model, not a curated record. Gene Ontology annotation, biological process: endocytosis. The transcript has 8 exons. Bases 42 to 827 code for a protein of 261 amino acids. Lineage: Eukaryota; Metazoa; Chordata; Actinopteri; Osteoglossiformes; Osteoglossidae.